Messenger RNA from Akanthomyces muscarius, 1224 nucleotides. RefSeq lists its product as uncharacterized. Gene Ontology annotation, biological process: DNA replication, removal of RNA primer. Gene Ontology annotation, molecular function: nucleic acid binding; RNA-DNA hybrid ribonuclease activity. Lineage: Eukaryota; Fungi; Ascomycota; Sordariomycetes; Hypocreales; Cordycipitaceae. Bases 1 to 1224 code for a protein of 407 amino acids. The transcript is spliced from 2 exons. The record is from RefSeq and is a predicted model, not a curated record.
AUGCAAACCUCCUCCCUUUGUCGCUCCUACCGCCCAUCACGACACGUUUUACGACCGCUGGCCUGCCCAGGACGCCGACUCGCGCUGCCGAGAUAUUUACGCAUCUCUUCCCUCUCUUCUCCCAUUUCGACAUCCAUACAACGAGCCAUUGGCACCACACCUGCGAUCCUCCCAUACCCCUCGCACUUUGCCUUCCCACCGUCCAUGAUGAAUAGAAAGCGAGCAGCGCCGUCUUCGGCCGUGACGGCUCCCUCUGCGGCCUCGCCGAGCGCAUCAAAGAAGAGAAAGACGGACAAUGUACCGAAAUUCUACGCCGUGCAGGUCGGCUUCAGACCGGGCGUCUACACGACCUAUGCCGAAUGCGCGCAGCAGACGGCAGGAUUCAAAGGAGCGCUGUUUCGGUCAUUUAUUUCAAGGUCAGACGCCGAAGCGUUUGUGGCUGGCAAAAAGGUUGCGGCCACGGCAGAAGGGCCGGCCAGGUUUUACGCAGUGGCUGUGGGCAACCCGACGGGCAUCUACAACCACUGGGACGAUGCGGCAGAAGCUAUCAAGGGCGUCAAAGGACCAAAGUAUAAGCGGUUCAGCAGCCGCGCCGAAGCCGUCGACUAUAUCCGAGAACAUGGAAGCAUGGAAGCCGUCAUGGCGCUUGGCGAAAGGCCAACAGCCACGACAGCCAGUGGCACGACAAUCGACAUGCCGACACUGGUGAAGAAGCCCACCAAAACAGCGACAAGGGUGCCACCACCGCUCGCAUUACCUCAGAUGCAGGAAGAUGUCAUCCGAGUAUACACAGAUGGCAGCAGCCUGGCCAACGGUAAAGCCGGCGCGCGAGCCGGCGUGGGCGUCUUCUUCGGGGUCGGCGACGCGCGCAACAUUUCGGAGCGACUCGAGGGCGACCCGCAGACAAACCAGCGGGCGGAGCUGAUGGCGAUGCUGCGGGCGCUGCAGGUGUGCCCGACGGGCACGACGGUCAAGAUUAUCAGCGACAGCCAGUACUCGAUCAAGUGUGUGACGCAGUGGGCGACGAGCUGGAAGAAGAAGGGCUGGGUGACGGCGACGGGCGAGCCGGUCAAGAACCAGGACAUUAUCCGGUCGGUGCUGGCCAAGAUGGAAGAACGUGGCAAGGCGGGCGGCGCGACGCAGUUUGAAUGGGUCAAGGGCCAUUCAUCGGACAGAGGGAAUCAGGCGGCGGAUGCCCUGGCCGUACGGGGAGCCAAGAUGUGA